AUGACGGUUUCUCAUGUGUCGUGUAGAAUAUGUGGACAAAAAGCUCAUGGAAAUCACUUUGGUGUCUCCAGCUGUCGCGCCUGCGCGGUUUUUUUCAGAAGAACUGCGACUUCUGAUUGGGUUCACAAGAAUUGUCGAAGGGGAGGAUUGAAUCGAUAUUCAUGUCUAUGUAAACCAUGCCGCUUGAGAAAAUGUAUUAAAAUGGGAAUGAAAACUGAAAAUUUCCAAUACAAUCGUGAUGCAAUCAUGCUUGCUGAAAGUACAUCGAACAUCACUCCGAGCAUUUCUUAUUUUGUUGGUCGUCCGGAAUUCCUUUUGUUCUGUGAUUCUGGCAUGUCGACACACUUCACCCCAAAAAAUGUACUUGAUGUACAGUAUUUGAUAUCCGAAGCAUCACGUCUUCUGAAUCAAGGCUGUGAAUCACCAAUAUUUGCUGAAAAUCAGUUGAAGAAAUUGACGAUUGGCUUCAACUUUGUGAGACUUGAUACCGAAAAUGUUAAGACUUUUGAGAAAGUUGGACAGACUGAAUUUAUGGAAAUUAUUGAAUAUUAUUUCUUAACUACUACAAAGUGGAUUUUGCACUUUGAAGAGUUUCAAAAGCUUGAUCGAAAUAUUCAGAUGACACUCGUUCAAUCAAUAUGGUAUGUCUGGAUUAAAAUUCAUAAAUGCGUGUCAACUAUCGCGUAUCGCAAAGCGCACCCUAAUGUUUGCUCAACGUAUAAAAUAUUGAGGAAUCAUGUAUUGGAUAGAAAAAAAGGGGGAUUGGACACCAGCUGGAUCAGUGACUUUCCAGAGGAAUAUGUCUCAAAAUACCUGCUUUCACAACAUAUGUACGACUUUGAUAUUAUGAAAAUUAUCGAGCAGUUGGAUCCUUCGGAUGUAGAACUAACGUAUAUAUUUGCUCAAAUAUGUUUCGAAUAUGCUGGAAAACGAUUCCCUGGAGAAAUACAGAAUAUAACAGACCACUUUCAACAAGUUUUAUCAAACGAUCUUCAUGAAUUUUAUGUAACCGAUCAAAGACGUAAUCGAUACUCUCACAGGUUGAACGAACUGAUGAAAGUAAAUAGUUUGAUUCAGAAAUCAAUAUGGGAAACUCGACCGCAUCGAGAGCUCGGACGUGUAUUCGGUAUUUUGAAAGUAAGAUUUUCCCACCCUGAAAUGUUUGAAGAUUCUGGAUUUGUUUGA
Caenorhabditis remanei is the source of this 1185-nucleotide messenger RNA. RefSeq lists its product as uncharacterized. Gene Ontology annotation, biological process: regulation of DNA-templated transcription. Bases 1 to 1185 code for a protein of 394 amino acids. NCBI's taxonomy places the organism in Eukaryota, Metazoa, Nematoda, Chromadorea, Rhabditida, Rhabditidae. The record is from RefSeq and is a predicted model, not a curated record. The transcript is spliced from 7 exons. Gene Ontology annotation, molecular function: zinc ion binding; DNA-binding transcription factor activity; sequence-specific DNA binding.